ACUGAUUUUUUUUCCCCUUCCGACUUUCUGACUUGAACAUCUAACCUGGCUGAGAAUUAUGUACAUUGAACAGCUGUGUAGAAAGUCAGGGGGAAAGUUAUGUAAUGUGAUGUGUCCUGGAAAGUGAGCUAAAGCUGAUUGACAACUCGAUGAAUACGCUCUUGUUGGGCUUAACGUGACUUAAGAAAACACACAAACAUCCCACAGGUGUGCGUAAUCAACAGGCUGCAUUACUUGUACGUUCUACUAGUGUCAUGUGACCAGGCCGAUGACGUAAGCGGAAGUAACUGCAAGGGGCACACAGAGACACAACAUCGAGGAAAUGUCUGUUUUUCCAAUAAUUAAUCUGAGGCCUGCAGUGACCGAAUUUCUACAGAGCGUCUUCUUAAACACGGAGGUGCUCGCCGCGGUGGGCCAUCAGGAGGCAGAGCGUCGCUUCCAGAAGCUGCUCUCAUGCCUGUCUCACCCGCCGUCGUACACCUGUGUUCGGGCCAGCACCCAUCUCGCCCCCCUGGAAGAAAUCAGGCACAAGUUGGGAGAAGAGCUGCAGAAGCAGCAGAUGUGCAGCUCGUCAGCAGAUGAGGAGAUCUCCGUUCGGAUUCUCACUCACCCGAGAAUUCCAGAUGUGCUGCUCCUUCCCGUGGAUGGGCCGAGGCCUGUGAAGCAGCUCAGCUCAGAGGUGGUGGUCGGCGCUCAGUGUGGCAACGCCGUACUGAGAGGCGCUCAUGUCUUCGCCCCGGGGAUCGUCGCCAGCCCCAAGUACAUGAAGGCCGGAGACGUGGUGUCCGUCUUCUCCGACUUGGAGGGAAAGUGCACUCGAGGAGCCACGAGCUUCCAGGGAAAGAAAGUGUUCGUGGGCAACGGAGUCGCUCAGAUGGAUCGCUCCGCCAUCUUCUGCGCAGGCGAACCUGCCAAAGGAAUAGGUGUUCUUAUGGUGGAGCCGCUUUACCAGAGUCCUUCCUUCGAUGGCGUUCUACCCGGCCUCGCGUUCCUGCAGAACCUUCCCUCUGUGGUGGUGGGACACGUCCUCGGGCCUCGUCCCGGAGAGCGGAUCCUGGAUAUGUGCGCCGCACCUGGAGGGAAGACCUGCCACAUCGCUGCACUGAUGGAGGAUCAGGGCGAGGUUGUGGCCUUGGAAAGGAUCCGAAAUAAGAUCGAUCGAAUUCGUCAAAACGCCCAAAUGUUGCGUUUGCGCUCCAUCAAAGUGUUCUGCUUCAACAGCACUCAGGCUGUGAGCAGUGACCCGGUGCAGGACUCUGAAGGACCUCCGUUCCCUCCUGAGAGUUUCGACAGGGUUCUGCUGGACGCUCCCUGCAGCGGACUGGGACAGAGGCCCAACAUGAGCAGCACCUGGAGCCUGAAGGAGAUCUGCUCCUACACGCCUCUGCAGCGCAAGUUAUUCCACGCUGCGGUGCGGUUGUUGAAGAGAGGCGGAGUUCUUGUCUACAGCACCUGUACGGUGACUCUAGCAGAGAACGAGGAGCUGGUAGCCUGGGCCCUCAACACCUUCCCCUGCCUCACACUUCAGCCUCAGGAGCCUCACAUUGGAGCAGAAGGCAUGCUGGGAGCCGGCCUGUCACCUGAGCAGCUGCGACUCCUCCAGAGGUUCAGCCCCGAGCUGAGCUGGGACCAGACGGGGACGGCGGCUCCCCUCUCCUGCAGAGCCGACAGGGACACCAUCGGCUUCUUUAUUGCCAAGUUCCUGAAAAACUGACCGGAGGGCACGUUUUUCUCUCACAGCGUCGUCAGCCCCUCACACUGCGGAGACUGCAGACGGGAACAAUCGUGUUUAUAUUACGACACUCUGUGUGCUUUGACGGGGCAGUGUUGACAAAGACGCUCGCUGCGCUGUUUACAGCAUCUGCCUCUUAACAGCUGCUCUCUGAAACUGCGGGCCAUAUAGGGAUAAGCUUUAUAAACACCGAGGGCAAGGAAGAGAGGAGGGAGGAGGGAGGGGAGAGGGGGGCACGUGGGGAUGGAGACUGAAUGAGUGUUGGCAAAUGCAGCAGUGCUAGCGUCGCCAUAACAACAGUGACGACACAGCUGCCAUGGUGACAGCGGAUUGGCUGGAUGUCAGAGCUCGGAUCAGGAAGUAGCGUGCAGAAAGAGGUCAUGAGAGGUAUUAACAAUUUAGUGUCUUUUAGUUGUGCUGGAGACAACCAGGACCUCUCAUUACUACUUCAGCUGCUCGCGUGUGUGUGUCGCUCUGACUGAAGAGGAACGUUUUCACGUUCAUUUCAUCAUCAUCAAAGGUUCUUUUUAAAAUAAGAUCUCUCUCUCUGCCUGUUCGUUAUAUAUAGAAGAGCCGCACAUUAUCUGGUUAUGACACUCAUCACUUAUUCAUUCAGUGCGUCUAAUAAAUCCUCGCACAACGUGAUUUAUAGUUCCGUGCCUACAGAGCACAAACAUCUGGCCCGUAUCUUCUGUCAUGCAGCAUUUUCAGGACCUUCACAAUGACCUCAGCUCAGCCCUUCAUCCUGGGAAUACCAUGAGACUCUCAUCAGUCACAUCACCUCCUGCAUCUGUGCAUUUUCCUGCAUAUAUGCACGUCGGGAGUCGACUGCUCAUUAAAGUUUGCUGCUCUGUUCACCGACGCAAUGAAACAUUAAAAUUCUGACAUCUGUGGGAACGCUCGUUUGUCAGCUUCUGAGGAGCAGCGUCCUUUUUCUCUUCACAUGCGUCCCCUCAGUAUUGUCAUGCAUGUCGAUGUAGUCAAGACGACUACAGAGGCAGGCCGGUGAGUCUACCUCAAUUUUUCAGA
Acanthopagrus latus (yellowfin seabream) is the source of this 2761-nucleotide messenger RNA. RefSeq names its product NOP2/Sun RNA methyltransferase 6 (gene nsun6). The record is from RefSeq and is a predicted model, not a curated record. Gene Ontology annotation, biological process: RNA methylation. Gene Ontology annotation, molecular function: RNA binding; methyltransferase activity. Lineage: Eukaryota; Metazoa; Chordata; Actinopteri; Spariformes; Sparidae. The transcript has 13 exons. Bases 323 to 1714 code for a protein of 463 amino acids.